This is a messenger RNA of Rana temporaria (common frog), 1406 nucleotides long. RefSeq names its product solute carrier family 25 member 45 (gene SLC25A45). NCBI's taxonomy places the organism in Eukaryota, Metazoa, Chordata, Amphibia, Anura, Ranidae. The transcript has 4 exons. Gene Ontology annotation, biological process: transmembrane transport. Gene Ontology annotation, cellular component: mitochondrion. Gene Ontology annotation, molecular function: transmembrane transporter activity. The coding region runs from base 601 to 1299 and encodes 232 amino acids. The record is from RefSeq and is a predicted model, not a curated record.
UGCAUGGAGUGGGUGGGGUAGAAGAUGGAUUUGGGUUUCAAAUUUGUAUGUUUAACGGAUGGUGAACUCAUGAAAUGCUGGGUGUAGAGCAUGUGAAUGACAUCAAUAUCAUCUUGUGGGGCGGGGGGCAAUUUGUGGUCUAUAUUCGCAUGGCAUAGCUCCUCCAACAGAGCUAAACAAAUGAAAUCAUCGGAUGUAUUGUGAUAUAUAUGCUCUUGGAUUCCCGUUGCUGUCGUUUAUUGUCUUCGCCCACACUUCUCUCCCCCAUCACACCCAUAGUCUUUAUAUAAGGACUGAAUAUUGGCUCAUCUUUUACGGCAUGAAGAAGGAGCCCUGAAAUGCAUCCUGUCCUUUAGACGUAUUUUCCCGGCUUCUGCAUUCCAGGCUGACGUCAUCCACAAGUCCAGCAUUCCACGCUGGAUCUACACAGCGGGCUGCUUUCUCCCAGGUCCUUUCCACACGGCUUCCCUCUGGUUGACGGUGGGGACCCCAGACACCCUGCUACGGUUUGGAUCAAGUUGGGACUACUGAUGCUGGAUCCUUCACAUAAUAUGAUGAGCCUGCUUACUUUUCCUAAUAGUUUUAGGGUUUUUUAAAGGUAUGAGUUUUCCAGUGGGCAGUGUGGCAGUAAGCAAUGCCAUUCUAUUUGGAUCAUAUAGUAAUGCCCUAUACUAUUUAACCAAUACAACAAGUAAAGACUGGAAGAAUCCACCAGCAAAUCAUCAAGUGUUUGUGGCUGGGUGCUUCUCGGGUCUAGUCCAGGUAUACUUUACAGCGCCAGUUGAGUUGAUAAAAAUAAGGUUGCAGAACCAGACUGAUUCAUUGAAGAGACAUAAAACAGAAGGCAACAUUCAGGCUAAAUACCAUGGCCCAAUACACUGUGCUAGAAGCAUAUUAAGAGAGGAGGGCAUUACUGGUCUCUACAGAGGGUCUACUGCAUUGGUUCUGCGGGAUGUGCCUACUGUUGGUAUCUAUUUCUUAACGUAUGAAGUAAUUUGCAAAUGGAUGACAAGCAAUGGAGAAAUGCCAAGUACAUGGACAAUGCUUUUUGCUGGCGGUUGUGCAGGAACUGUGGGGUGGGCAGCUGCAAACCCAAUGGAUGUUAUAAAGUCACGCUUACAGAUGGAUGGCAUGUAUAAAGUGCAGUAUAAGGGACUAUAUGACUGCAUUUAUCAAAGUAUUAAACAAGAAGGACUCUGUGUACUGUUGAAAGGUCUCACAGUUAACAGCUUGAGAGGCUUCCCUGUCAAUGCAGUGACUUUUCUGAGUUUUGAAAAGCUUCUCCUUAUCUUACGAUAAAUGAUGACUAUAACCAGAAAUAUAGUAUACGCAUUAAAGGGUCACUAAAGGAAUUUUUUUUUUAUAGCUAAAUCGCUUCCUUUACCUUACUGCAGUCCUGGUUUCAU